UACAGUAGUUGGGUGAUACCUUAGAAAAUGCAGAGCAAGAAAAAAUUACAUAUAUUCACUGCCAUAACAGUUAUGUUUUUGUUUGCAAUGGCGGUGCAGACGAAGGCUAUUGUUAUUCGUGACGCUGACUGUUUUCACCAGUCGAAGUGUACAAAAAAAUGUGAAAAGUUUUGUUUAAGAAAAGGGUAUACCAAUGGAUGGUAUUGUAGUUCAUUUAGGACUUUCAUUGGUUGUUGCUGCAAGAAGAAUAAAGGACUCAAAACAAAAGUUUCUUCAUCAAAAAUUUAAUAUCCAUCUUGGUUUUCCUCUUUAAUUUGUAUGAUAUUUUCAAAUUUAUAAUUAUGAUAUAAGAGUUUGAUAUUAUGUGAAA
Messenger RNA from Capsella rubella, 370 nucleotides. RefSeq names its product defensin-like protein 76. Bases 28 to 288 code for a protein of 86 amino acids. The record is from RefSeq and is a predicted model, not a curated record. The transcript is spliced from 2 exons. Lineage: Eukaryota; Viridiplantae; Streptophyta; Magnoliopsida; Brassicales; Brassicaceae.